AUGGGAGCUUGUGAAAGUGCGCCGGUCCAGGCAGGCGAGUUCAAGGUGGAGAGGCAUCCUGCCAUGAGUGGUAUGGAGAGCCGCGUGGUGCAGAAGUUUGGCUGGAUCCCCGACAUGCCAGACCACCGCGACAAGCACUUGACCUUCUCGGCGGUUGAGGCACCGAGCUCGAUCAAGAAGAAGUCCGAUGGGGCGAAGGAGAUUGUAGAUCUGCGCCCCGAGAACGGUGGCUUCCCUAUCUUCGACCAGGGGCAUCUUGGGAGCUGCACGGCAAACGCCCUCGCAGCCGCCUUUCACUUCACCCUCCACAAGAUGGAGGUGGAGAACGACAAGGACUUCGCCGACUUCACUCCGAGCCGCUUGUUCAUCUACUACAACGAGCGCUUGGUUGAGGGCAGCGUGAACCAGGAUGCUGGAGCGAUGAUCCGCGACGGCAUCAAGACGAUGUCCAAGGUCGGCGUCUGCCCUGAGAGCGUCUGGAAGUACGACGACGGCCCGGACUUCUUCAAGCAGCAGCCGGAUUCCAGGUCCUACGAUAUCGCACAGAAGUGCAAGGUCAUCGGUUACGCCCGAGUUGCGCAGGACCUGAGCCAGAUGAAGAUGUGCAUCAAGAGCGGCUACCCUUUCGUCUUCGGCUUUGCCGUCCUGUCAAGCUUCCAGACAGCGGAGGUUGCCAGGACCGGCAAGAUGGUGAUGCCCCAGGCGAACGACCAGCAGCUGGGCGGCCAUGCCGUCUGCGCCGUAGGCUACGACGACUUCCAGCAGUGCUUCAUCGUCCGCAACUCCUGGGGAGAGGGGUGGGGUGACAAGGGAUACUUCUACAUGCCCUACGAUUAUAUCUGCAACCCAGCUCUUGCCAUGGAUCUCUGGGCCAUCAACUGGGUCGAGGGCUUCAAGAACGCGGAGGCGGCACAGUUCACGAUCUCGCAGAAUCCGGCCAUGAAGAGCGUGGAGACCCGCGCCAUUCAGAAGUUCGGGUGGAAGCCGGACAUGCCGGACCACCGCGAUCUCCAUGUCACCUUCCCAAAGGUGGAGGCGCCCACCAAGAUCAAGAAGAAGGCAGAGGGACAGAAGGAGAUCGUGGACCUGCGCCCGAUGAACGGUGGCUUCCCCAUCUUCGACCAGGGACAUCUUGGAAGCUGCACAGCGAACGCGUUGGCCGCGGCCUUCCACUUCACCCUUCAUAAGAUGGAGGUAGAGAACAACAAGGACUUUGCCGACUUCACCCCAAGCCGCUUGUUCAUCUACUACAACGAGCGCCUUGUUGAGGGCAGCGUGAGCCAGGAUGCUGGGGCCAUGAUUCGCGACGGCAUCAAGACGAUGUCCAAGGUCGGUGUCUGCCCUGAGAGCGUUUGGAAGUACGACGAUGGCCCGACCUUCUUCAAGCAAGAGCCCAACCAGCAGGCCUACGAGAUCGCGCAGAAGUGCAGGGUCAUGGGCUAUGCCCGCGUCGCGCAGGACCUGAGCCAGAUGAAGAUGUGCAUCAAGAGCGGCUACCCUUUCGUCUUCGGCUUUGCCGUCCUGUCAAGCUUCCAGACAGCGGAGGUUGCCAGGACCGGCAAGAUGGUGAUGCCCCAGGCGAACGACCAGCAGCUGGGCGGCCAUGCCGUCUGCGCCGUAGGCUACGACGACUUCCAGCAGUGCUUCAUCGUCCGCAACUCCUGGGGAGAGGCGUGGGGUGACAAGGGCUACUUCUACAUGCCUUACGAGUACAUCUGCCACCCCUCCCUCGCCUCCGACUUCUGGGCCAUCAACUGGGUGGAGGGCUUCAAGAAUGCUUCGGCAAAGCCGAUCAAGAAGUGA
This is a messenger RNA of Symbiodinium sp. CCMP2592, 1803 nucleotides long. The record is from the annotation of a GenBank genome assembly. NCBI's taxonomy places the organism in Eukaryota, Dinophyceae, Suessiales, Symbiodiniaceae.